UUCCCAUACAUCAAAAGCAUAACAGUAAAGCUCCAAACCAACAAAAUGACAAAUGUCAAGGCCGUAGUGCAUGGGAAGUAAUGAGGGACCAUAUUGACUUCCAAUCAGAACCCCUGCCAGCAGUCACUGAUACAACCCCUGUGUUCAACAUUGUCCGUGAAACUGAUGGUUACCGUGUAUUUGUAUUAGACGUUUCUGGUAGUAUGUCUACUAAUGAAAGAAGCAAAAAGUUAUAUCAAGCCAGUAAGUAUGUGAUCCAAAAAAGAAUUCCAGACAACAGCUGGUUAGGUAUUAUUUGGUUCAACGACGCUGCUGACGUUAAAAUGAAUUUAACCCAUGUCGUGUCACAAAAAGUUCGAGACUAUCUGGUCGCUGCAUUGCCGCAAAGGGCUACUGGAGGAACAUGCAUCGGGUGUGGAAUAGAAAAAGCUCUGCAGAUUUUCAGGUUUGUUACCACAGAUUUAAGAGGGUGUGAAAUCAUAGUAAUUUCAGACGGUAAAGACGGCAACACUGCAAACUUUGAUUCUGCUAUGGAGCAUGUUAUCAAUGAGAAAUGUGUCAUACACACCAUUUCUAUUUCCCAAGCAGCAGAUGAAAGAAUGAUAUCCAUGGCAACAAGAACUGGAGGAAUUCAUAUUUCUUACCUUGAAACUGAGACAAUUAAUUUUGCGUCCGUAUUUAUGGGGGUUGUUUCCAAGGGGGUUACACAAGCAGCUAUGGAAUCAACCACGCUUAUAUCGGAGACGGUUGACACUCUCGGUCCAUCACCGUAUACAUUCACUUUUGAUGUAGAUAACAGUGUUGGAAAGAACACUACCGUUAGUGUUCUAAACAAGGUGUCAGGGUCAAUAAAUAUUAAUGUUGAAAGUCCAAAUGGAACCUUAUAUUCACAACAAGCCAAUGGGGACAGUCUUGUAUUAUGUAUUCCCGGGAUAGCAGAGCCCGGACGAUACAAUGCAACAAUCGAAGCAGAAUCCACUUUUGAACACAUUGUUACCUCUGAACCAACUGGACCUGAGGUAGUGCGAGUUGAUUCAUGGAUCAGUCCAGUUAAUUUUGACUUUGUCUCUGGCAAUCUACCUGUUGUGGGAGCUGAUGUAUCGAAAGGGAGAUCUGCUGUUUUAAAUGCAAAUGUGACGGCGAUUAUAGGUACAGGAGUUUCCGUGCCAUUAUUCGACAAUGGACUUGAUCCAGAUGACUUGGCAAAUGAUGGGGCUUAUGCCGGAGUUAUACCAAGAUAUUGUAUUCAAAAUAAUGGUCGCUUAACUGCAAAAGUUAUUGCGCAUGCAGAAGGUGGUACAGCAUCUAUUAAAGAUUCCUUUGGUAUCAGCGCAGGAUAUCAAUAUUCAGAUGAAGAUUUGGAAGAACCAGAAGUUCUCAAAGACAGCUUCCAGCGUGUCUCUCUGCAUAAUGAGAUUCUUGUAUCAAAUUUCUCGCCUGUCAUUGCGAAAACUGACAUCACACCACCAGGCCGUAUCACAGAUGUAGAUGUUAUAGAUAUAACUACAGAAAAAACAAAUUAUGGGGAGAGCAGAAACUUUACUAUUACAUGGACGGCAACGGGAAAUGACGUAAAUAUUGGACAAGCUGCAAACUAUGAGCUUAGAAUUGCAGACGACAUUUAUACACUGAUAAAUAACUUUUCGGCGGCCACAAUGCUAGAUACCGUGAAUACAAAUUACACACCAAAGGCUGCAGGUGAAACUGAGUACAUCAGGAUAGAAAUCGACGCAGAAGAAUCGUACACGUCAACCACAUUCUUUGCUUUACGGGCAAAGGACGAAGCUGGAAACCUUGGCGAUGUUUCUAACAUCGUUUCUAUUCUUGUUGCCAAUGGAUACAGAAUACAAGCAGAAGGUGACGUUGAGAAACCUAACCGCACAAACAAAGUUUUUCAGUUUAAUACUGAGGAAGAACAUGUUGAAGGAAAACUUGAGGAGGAAGAAGAAGAGGAAGAAGAAGAACCUGUUGAAGGAAAAUUAGAGGAAGAGGAAGAAGAAGAAGAAGGAGGAGAAGAAGAAGAAAAAGAAGAAGAGAAGACGACAAAGCUGAACAUGCUAGGUAUUGGAUUGUCAUGUGCAGCGGUUGUCAUCGUCAUAGUUAUAAUAGUAGUAGCGGUAAUUCGGGAUAAGAAAAGAAAACAAAAUUUUGAAAUAACAAGAUCACCAGAGGUUAGAUAUUCUGAACAAUUACAAGUGUGACUGUUUCCACCUGCUUUACCAAGCACAGUGUAUUCGCUAAUUAUUUGUGACAAUUACAUUGCAUAGUGUGUAAAUGACUUAAAAUAGCCUACAUGAUAUAAAAAAAAUUGUGCAAAUCAGAAACCUAAGUAAAUCAUGCCAUUAAGUCAAUGUUUAUUAAUAUUUGGUAUGUUCAGUGUUUUCAAUUCAUUACAAUUCAUUACAAUCUCGUCUCAUAUUGCUAUGUGCCAAUUUUGGAUUUCAUACAGCUUCGUGCUUAAAAAGUGACUUUAAAGGAAUGACACUGUUCUUAUUUAAGAAUGUAUGACAUCAUUUUUCAUAAAAAUAUUUUUUGAACUUGACAACAGAUCUUAAUAACCCGUCUCAUUUUAAAACACGGAUAAACUGAAUAAUGCCUAUUGACUAUGAUAUUGCGCUAGCAAUGUCGGAAUAAGCAAUGUAAGAUUUUAUAAUGAAUAAAUGUUAUUUCAAUCCAUGAACAAAGUUAUCUUUUAAACAUGACAUUGAGUCUGAUUUUGG
Ruditapes philippinarum (Manila clam) is the source of this 2720-nucleotide messenger RNA. Its product is annotated as calcium-activated chloride channel regulator 4-like. The transcript has 9 exons. Bases 81 to 2201 code for a protein of 706 amino acids. Lineage: Eukaryota; Metazoa; Mollusca; Bivalvia; Venerida; Veneridae. The record is from RefSeq and is a predicted model, not a curated record.